ACAGCAUCAAAUUACAAAAUUAAAAAUGGCGCGUUGUAGGCAAAGAGAAGAAGAAGGAGAACGGAAUGAGCUGACAGCGCACUGUGGGCAUGCUUGGUCACACUGUGCGGGCGCAUAGUUUACCACAGCCCGCCUCCGUAAAGGAAACAACGUUUAUAAGGUUUUUGUGCUUGUGCCGUAAUUUAACGAAGUCAAAACGAGAAAACAAUAAAAACCCGACGCAGCCAGCAAAACAACAACAACAGCAGCAGCAUCGCUAGCUGCCUCUAUGUGUGGGUGUGAGAGAGAGUGUGCUCAUUAAAAGCCGAGCACUCAGCUUUAUGCCUACAAAUCUGUGUGAGUGCGCGUGUGUGUGUGUACUACUUAUAUUGUUGUGUGUUAUAUUUGUUUAUGUUUUGCGACGAACGAGCGAACGAACUAGGAAACGAACAAGCGAACGAAGGAACGAACGAAUGAGCGAGCUCAGCGAACGGAGGCUGCGCGCGCUCCUUGUCACCUGCCUGUUCUAAGUGGUUGGCCAUGGAGAGCGAGAUGGCGAGCGGCGAAUUUGAUAACAUGGCGAAGGCCAGAGCGAGAUAGUUUUUAACAGACGGCGACAUGUUAAAACGAUUAACAUUAACAUAAUUAUGCUAAUGCGGUCGCCUCAAAGCGGGCAGUAUUUAAAUUUGCAAAUAAUUUCGUAAUUAGCUUGAAAUUGAAAUCAUUUCUUAGGCGCAGUCACAUACACAAACUUACUAACACACACACACACGUGCACUGAGAGAGUCGCACACACCCACACACACAUACACACAAGCAAACAGCGACAUUAGCUCGAGUGCAGCGAAUGAAGCUGUUGCUGCUUGCUCGCAGGAUAAAAGCCAAGGGACGCUGCCUGCACUUCCGCAGUCGCUGGCCAAACGCGCAGCUCGCAAGUCAAAAAUCAAAUAUUCAUUUCAAUUUUUUUUUUCCUUCUCUUGGAUGCCAUAAAUCGUGUGCAGUUUUACAAAAAUAACUGUGUGUGUUUUCUAUAGGCAUAAUACUAUUUUUUUUUCAAGUACUCAAAUUGUGACAUACGAUUCUAAAAGAAGUGCUAAAAUUGUUAAUUAAUUAAUGGCUGGGCCAUUCAUAUCGCCGCUACCGGGCGAUCUGCUCACCGAAUACAUGUUCGGACGUCGUCGACAGCGUCGCAAUCGAACCACGUUCACGCCACAGCAGCUCCAGGAGCUAGAGGCUCUCUUCCAGAAGACCCACUAUCCGGAUGUCUUUCUGCGCGAGGAAGUCGCGUUGCGCAUCAGCCUCAGCGAGGCGCGCGUCCAGGUUUGGUUUCAGAAUAGACGCGCCAAAUGGCGCAAGCAGGCGCGUCUGCAGCUGCUGCAGGAUGCUUGGCGGAUGCGUUGCCUCAGCCUGGGCACGCCGCCAGUUAUAGCCGGAGCUGGAGCUGGAGCCGGCAGCCGGCCGCCCAGUGCCACGUCAGGCAGUGGCAACAAUCAAAUGCCGGAGAAUCUGUCGUCGGCGGGCAAUGUGACUGGAGCUGGAAAGGAUGGGCUGGGCAAUGAGACGGGGGUUGGCGAUGUGCCGCUGACCAAUGGACAAAGUGCUGCGGCCAAUUUCACAAUGAUGCAUCCGGCAUUCCAGCAGCAGCAGCAGCAGCAACAUCAACAACAGCAGCAAUCGCCGCUUGGACAGUCGGAGCAUGAGAAGCUUUCGAAAACCUACACAGAACUGAAGCUCUACAAGGAGACGACCUCGCAUGGCGUUUCGCAAUUGGAUUUGGGCGGCAUGGCAGCGUUGGCACCCACCUCUGAUGAGGGCUCUGAUGGCUCCGAUUCCGAGGAAAUAGAUCUCACCUCGGGCGCCUGCAUUGAUUUCUCACACAGCACCAAAUUACAACAACAACAACAGCAACAAGCAGCGGCAGCCGCGGCUUUGGCUGCCACACAGUCACAGAGUUCGAAUGGCGUGCAUUAACCAGCAUUUCUGUUUAUAUCUACAAUUCCUCUCAUUUGAUUUAGAAAUACAAAUGCAAUUUAAACAUAAACGAAACAAGUUCAACUUCUUAUUUGAAUUCAAAUGUGCGCGCCGAUUAUC
This is a messenger RNA of Drosophila albomicans, 2070 nucleotides long. RefSeq names its product retinal homeobox protein Rx. Bases 1093 to 1950 code for a protein of 285 amino acids. The transcript has 3 exons. The record is from RefSeq and is a predicted model, not a curated record. Lineage: Eukaryota; Metazoa; Arthropoda; Insecta; Diptera; Drosophilidae. Gene Ontology annotation, molecular function: DNA-binding transcription factor activity, RNA polymerase II-specific; RNA polymerase II transcription regulatory region sequence-specific DNA binding. Gene Ontology annotation, biological process: regulation of transcription by RNA polymerase II.